GGGCGCGGCGACGCUCGGCCACCAUGGGCUGCACACUGAGCGCCGAGGACAAGGCGGCCGUGGAGCGCAGCAAGAUGAUCGACCGCAACCUCCGGGAGGAUGGCGAGAAGGCGGCGCGCGAGGUCAAGCUGCUGCUGCUGGGUGCUGGUGAAUCCGGAAAAAGUACGAUUGUGAAGCAAAUGAAAAUUAUCCACGAAGCUGGUUACUCAGAAGAGGAGUGUAAACAGUACAAGGCGGUGGUCUACAGUAACACCAUCCAGUCCAUCAUCGCUAUCAUUAGGGCCAUGGGGAGGUUGAAGAUAGACUUCGGAGACUCUGCUCGGGCGGAUGAUGCUCGCCAGCUCUUUGUGCUUGCUGGGGCUGCAGAAGAAGGCUUUAUGACUGCUGAGCUUGCUGGAGUCAUAAAGAGAUUGUGGAAAGACAGUGGUGUGCAAGCCUGCUUCAACAGAUCCAGAGAGUACCAGCUGAAUGAUUCUGCAGCCUACUAUCUGAAUGACUUGGACAGAAUAGCACAGCCAAACUAUAUCCCGACUCAGCAGGAUGUUCUCAGAACCAGGGUGAAAACAACGGGGAUCGUGGAAACCCACUUUACUUUCAAAGAUCUCCAUUUUAAAAUGUUCGAUGUGGGAGGUCAGAGGUCAGAGCGGAAGAAGUGGAUUCACUGCUUUGAAGGAGUGACCGCCAUCAUCUUCUGUGUGGCCCUGAGUGACUACGACCUGGUUCUAGCUGAAGAUGAAGAAAUGAAUCGAAUGCAUGAGAGCAUGAAGUUGUUUGACAGUAUAUGUAACAACAAGUGGUUUACAGACACCUCCAUCAUCCUUUUUCUGAACAAGAAGGACCUCUUUGAAGAAAAAAUCAAAAAGAGCCCCCUCACAAUAUGCUACCCAGAAUACGCAGGAUCAAACACAUAUGAAGAGGCAGCUGCAUAUAUUCAGUGUCAGUUUGAAGACCUCAAUAAAAGAAAGGACACAAAGGAAAUCUACACCCACUUCACAUGUGCCACAGAUACUAAGAAUGUGCAGUUUGUGUUUGAUGCUGUAACAGACGUCAUCAUCAAAAAUAAUCUUAAAGAUUGUGGUCUCUUCUAAGUUUUGCAGUUGAUAGUAAAAUGCAUUUUCAAACCAAA
Molecule: messenger RNA, 1126 nt
Organism: Peromyscus eremicus (cactus mouse)
Lineage: Eukaryota; Metazoa; Chordata; Mammalia; Rodentia; Cricetidae
Gene: Gnai1
Product: G protein subunit alpha i1
Exons: 8
Coding region: 24-1088 (354 amino acids)
Biological process (GO): adenylate cyclase-modulating G protein-coupled receptor signaling pathway
Cellular component (GO): heterotrimeric G-protein complex
Molecular function (GO): G-protein beta/gamma-subunit complex binding; GTP binding; G protein-coupled serotonin receptor binding
Source: RefSeq, a predicted model, not a curated record